Molecule: messenger RNA, 5324 nt
Organism: Tribolium castaneum (red flour beetle)
Lineage: Eukaryota; Metazoa; Arthropoda; Insecta; Coleoptera; Tenebrionidae
Gene: Dlg5
Product: Discs large 5
Exons: 10
Coding region: 164-5038 (1624 amino acids)
Biological process (GO): negative regulation of hippo signaling
Cellular component (GO): plasma membrane
Molecular function (GO): protein binding
Source: RefSeq, a predicted model, not a curated record
GUUCUCUUUCAAGAUGCCGAUGUGUUGACACUCCAUGGUAAAAGACGAAGUAGCAGUAAAGAUGGUGGUUAGUAGUUAAAUUUUAAAUUAAAUUAGGAAUAACCAAAUGUGAUGAUUCGUGAAUUCACGGUCUUUGGUAAAUUUGUAGCAUCCUGAGGGUGUGAUGGCGUCAAAUAGCGAUGGUAGUGGAAGCAAUGGUACUUCGCCGAGAAACUUAAGCAUAAAUGCUUCAAGAGACUAUGACACACUCAAACAACAAUACGAAAAAGCUAACAGUGAAUUAAGCAACUCGAGAAGACGUUGCGAUCAUGCUCUCAAUGAUCUGGACUACUUUAGGGAACAACACAGAGCGGCAAUGAACCAGCUAGAAGUCUCGUCUCAAGACUCGGCCUCUCUCAGAACAAGAUACUCAGAAUUGUUAAGCGAAAAACAGAGAUUAGAACAAGAAAAUCAGAGAUUAAGAAAAGAGUUAAAUGAGGUGCACCGACAACAGCAGGAUGUUGUUUUGCUUGCAGAGAAUGGAAAUUCAGAUUCUUUAUACAUUUCACAUUCACAGGCUUUAUCAAAGUUGGAACUGGCAAAAGAUGAGAAUAACCGGUUAGCGAAGCAGUUUGAACAGGAAAGAAACAACGCACAACGUGAGAUCGACAGUUUGAAGCAACAGGUGCUCAAAUACUACAAAGCCCACCAGAAAGUCCAACAACAAUAUGAGGAAGCCGAGAAGCAGAUCGUUGCAAUAAAAAUCAAAGCAAACAAAGAAGUGAAACGCUUAACCGACGAACGGAACGCAACUCUAGCCGAAUACACUUUAGUCAUGAGCGAGAGAGACCAAGUCCACAAAGAAAUGGAAAAAUUGAGCGACGACUUGGCCCAAGCCCUGAAAAAGGGCAAAAUGUUGGACGCCGACAACCAAGAACUAGUCGGCGAGAAACAAGCAAUUGGGUACCAGUUAGAAUCGCUCCGGCGCGAAAUCGCAAGCGCCCUCUACGAACGCGAUAAAGCCUUAAAGGAGUGCGCCGACCUUCGCGAAAAGUUCGGCGAGUUGGGGGCCUCCAACGACGAUAAUCGCCGGAGGGAGCAGACGAGGUCGCGGCACUUGGAAGGGUUGGGAGGUCCUUGCGAAAAUGUGGGUCGGAAGGAUGCCCUCCAAUCGGACGUGCGGACGAUUGGCCAAAGGCAAAGGCUUGAUAAUUUGGACCAAGCCAAUCAAGAGUUGGAAUCGCUACGCAAGAGUUUAGAUAAGGCGCAGACUGAGUUAUCGGAGGCCAUCCAAGAGGCGGAAGUGUCGAAAGGGAGAAGGGACUGGGCUUUUUCCGAGCGUGAUAAAAUCGUCCAAGAGCGCGAAAGCAUAAGGACUUUGUGUGAUAACAUGCGGAAGGAACGCGAUCGGGCCGUUUCGGAACUUGCCGAAUCGCUCCGGGAGUCGGACGCGUUGAAGAAGCAACGGAACGAGCUCCUUAAGGAAGUCAAGGCUUUAAAGGAGAUGCUUGAGGCGCAUAUUGUUGAUCAUGAUGACGAUCAUUUCAGCGAUAUUGACGACAGUACCGAGAUAUUGGAGGUUGAGUUGACUUGUGACGGGGCGUCUGAUUUGGGAUUAGAGUUGGCUGGGGGUCGUGAUGAUCCCCAUUUUCCGGGAGACGGCGCUGUGUAUGUCGCUGCUGUGGCGGAAGGCGGAAUAGCCGACGGGAAAUUGCGACCAAACGAUCGCAUUUCCAGAGUCAACGAUGUCGAUUGUAGUGCUGUCUCACGGCGGAUGGUCAUUGAAGCUAUUAGGGCUAGUCUCCCUGUGGCUAGAAUCGUGGUUAGUCGGAGACGCCGACGGGGGCCUAGCCCUUCACCUAGUAUCGCUUCACAGGUGACCAAAUGGGUUCAUACCGCUCGUUUGGUUCCUGGCUGCCACGGUCUUACCCUAAACACCGGGGUUUACAUUAGUAGAAUUAGCGACGGGAGUCUCGCCGCUAAAGACAAGAGUCUCUCAGUCGGGGACCGAAUACUCCGAAUCAACGAAAAAUCAAUGGAUGAUAUAGAAAGCAUCCAUGAAGCCAUGCGAGUCCUUAACGACGACUCCGUCGACGUUAUCACCGUCACAGCGCUGAAGAUAAGCCACCCCGAGUGUCCCAACGUUUUCACUCCUGUCCGCCGUCACAAGCGCGAAAAUCGUAGCUCGCAGACGGACGAACACGAUUAUCUCUCCAACCAGCAAGAGAAAAACAACGGCGGGGCGUGGUUUAAAGAGAAGAUUGAUCUGAUGAGAGGUAGACGUCAUGCCAAAGAUAACGAUAAGAAAAAGUAUCGGAACAGUUCGCCCAGUCCUUUGGAAUUGGCCGAUCCGGAGCAAGCCAUCGCCGAACUGGACUUGGUUUUGGACAGUUAUAGAGGGAAUGCCAACGUCGGAACUGUGAAACGAACGAAACGAGGGACGAAGGAACAGGAGAAGAAUGGAGGAACCUGGCCCAAGGCGAAAGCCACGGCGUUGCUUCAGCCAGUCCUUGGAAGUACCGUGGUGGUACGCAACAAGGAACGGCCUCCUCUGAGUUUGCUGAAGGAGGCAGGCGCCGAAUAUCACAGAAACUCCACUCCUGUGCCACUGCCCAUAGCUUCGGUGGGUCCGCGGGCGACCAACCGCCACUCCGUCUACAAAAGCGUAGACGGCGGUGGUUCCCACUUUAGCACCACCGGGGAUUCCUUCGAAAAACUUCGUUUAGCCCAAUCAAACCGCCUAAGUGCCAACAUGAACUCGGACAACAGUCUCGACUACCCCGUCCAUCGCUACGCCGAUAAGGACAUCCACACCUACUACAAGAAAAACAAGCUCGGGAAAUACGCCUUUGACUGUGAUCGCGACAGUGUCGUCGGCCACACUGAGUCUUCCCAAGGGAACAGCUCCGUCCCCACUUCCCACAGCCGCAUCCACAGCCAGUUCUGGGUGCCCCCUCGAACUUACUACCCGUUCCAUCCACACCCUCACGUCGAUUUCGAGCAUUCGAUCCACCACACACACAGUCCUUCGGUAGACGGCGCCAGUCGCAAGGCAAUCAACCCCGCCGGUCCGAUGCCAUACCGAGAGACGGAUCUUCUGGAAGGAGGGACGUUUCCGCGGAAAAACCAACGAUUCGUAGUGCCCUCGAACCCGAGCAUCACUUCGAAAGUCAGUACCGGGAGUAUAGAACGCAGCUCGGAACGGGGCAGUCCCAUGCCCAUUUUUCACGUCGAAGUUUUGAGCCCGGGCGAGGCCGGGAGUAGCGGCAAAGAGUGCUGUUCGUGGGUCGGAGGCCAGUAUAAGCCGCUCCCGGGGGAACUUCGACGCGUGCACAUCGACAAAUCGAACGAACCGUUAGGAAUUCAAAUCAAUUGUCGCGAAAGUGGCGGGAUUUUUGUGUCAACUGUGAAUGAUAAUAGUUUAGCGAGUCGCGUGGGGUUGCAAAUCGGGGACCAGCUGCUGGAGGUGUGUGGGAUUAAUAUGAGGAACGCCACGUAUAACCUGGCGGCGAAUGUGUUGCGACAGUGCGGGAAUUCCAUCACUAUGCUGGUGCAAUACAGCCCUGAUAAAUACAACGAAUUGGAAGGGUCAGGUUCUUGUUCCGGCUCUAGUUCAAACGACGACGAAGGUGAUGGCGAAACCACACCGUGUAACUCGCCCAAGGAAAUCCGAAAAUCUCAUCCAGUUGGCAUAACUAAGUUACCACCGCCCACUUCGUUAUUAAGGGUUGGGCAGCAGACCUCCUCACUACAAAGGCAAAAUAACAGCUCCAGGGACGAUGAUGAGCCCCGUUUUCUCUACAUCGAGACGCUGAAAACGUCCAAUUUGGGGAUUUCCCUAGUCGGGGGCAACGCCGCUGGCAUUUUUAUUCAUUCGGUCCAGCCCGAUUCUCUAGCAUACCAUGCCGGUUUACGCACCGGUGACCAAAUCCUGGAAUACAACGGGAGCGACCUCCGCAAUGCCACGGCCGAAGAAGCGGCCUACGAAUUGGCCAAACCGGCCGAUAAAGUCACCGUUUCGGCCCACUACCGCAUCGAUAGAUACAACGAAAUCAAAGACAAACCGGGCGAUAGUUUGUACGUCCGUUGCGGUUUCGACCGCUCGGGAAACGAACACACGGAACCACCUCAACUCGCUUUUGCCAAAGACGAUGUCCUCUAUGUCGACAAUACGAUGUUUAACGGAGUUCCAGGUCAAUGGCGUGCUUGGAGGUUGGAUAAUGAGGGUCGCCGCCAGCAGUGCGGAGUGAUCCCUAGUAAAUAUAAGGUUGAGGAGGAGAUGCUCCUACGGAGAGGUGCCGAUUUGGACCAAACCGGACGCCCGGUUUCGGUCGGAUCGUCCAUAGCCCGUCGGAGUUUCUUCCGGCGGAAAAAGCACCAACGCCAUUCGAAAGAACUGGCCAGUUUUUGCAGCCUCGCGGGACCUGGGUGGUACUCCGACGGCGGGUCUUUGCACGAGGAGCCGGCGCCUCCCCCGGCUUACCAGCGCGUGGAGAGGCUGCCUUUCCCCGAGUUUCGGCCGGUUUUGGUGCUGGGCCCUUUGGCCGAAUGUGUGGUGGAUAAAUUAGUGAGUGAUUUCCCGGAUGAGUUCGGGCGGGCACCUGCAGAGACCCGGCGCUGCUCCCAGGCGCAGCUUGACCGGGAGUUGGCCGAUGGCCACCUGGUGGAGUACCGCCGACGGGGGAGCUGCUGGGAGUGCGUCACUGUGGCCGCAGUGAGGCAAGUCUCCAGAGCUCACCUCCAUUGUAUGUUGGACGUGGCGGCAAGCAGUGUCGAGCGGCUCCAUCGGCAUGGUAUAUACCCGGUGGUACUCCUCAUCAAGUUCAAGAGUACCAAGCAAAUCCGGGAGGUGAAGGACGCCCUGAGGUACAGCUUGGAUAAGUUGUCGGGCAAAGCAGCGAAGGAGAUGUUCGAGCAUGGGCAUAAACUUGAAGCUGAGUACCGGCAUUUGGUGACCGCUGUUGUAGCAGCUGGAGCGAAUGUGGCACAUGUUUGUGCUCAGGUUAAAGCCGCCGUUGAUGCGGAACAUAGGAAGAGUCAGUGGGUUCCGGUCGGCUGAUUCAUGUCAAUUAAAUAUGUGCCUAUUUUUCACUUUUAUAACAUUUGUACUCAUACUUGAUAAUUAGUUUUGCUUGAAUUUACAGGAUACAUAAUCAGCAGUUUUGUUAAAUUUAUAACUGUUUUAGCUCGCACUGUUAAUCAGUAUUUUAUAUUUUAUUUUUUGACUUUAUUAUAUUGUACAUAUACAGUUUAGGUAAUCUAAGGUGGUUGUAUAUUGUUUCUUUACUGUGAUUAUUUUAUUGUUCUUAUAUUUCUUUUAAAGAAAAUAAAUGUUUCAAACAUUA